Molecule: messenger RNA, 636 nt
Organism: Penicillium longicatenatum
Lineage: Eukaryota; Fungi; Ascomycota; Eurotiomycetes; Eurotiales; Aspergillaceae
Exons: 1
Coding region: 1-636 (211 amino acids)
Molecular function (GO): protein binding
Source: RefSeq, a predicted model, not a curated record
AUGGCCAGCGAAAUCGAUAUCUUCACCGAAUAUGCCUUGCACAUGGACCCAGCCUCCAAAGCAAUUAGCCACCCAGCAUCCCUCCCGACACAAUCUCAAACAACAACCAUGACAACCGAAUUAAACGAACUAAACGCCCUCCACCGCUCACUCCUCUCCCUCGAUCCCCCAAACAUCCCCCCACCCCCUAUGCCAAUCAACCCCAAGCGUAGCGCCCAGAUCACCAAACUCCGCGACAGCGGCAACGCCGCCUACCGCAAAAACAACUUCGACGAAGCCGUCAAGCUGUACACCUACGCGAUUGAUAUGGCGCUUGCGCGACCCGGCUGGGAACCUGUCGGUCUUGCUAGAGAGGAACUUUCGGGACUAUUUGGAAACCGGGCGCAGGCUCAUAUGGGAAAUCAGGAUUGGCCUGCCGGCUUGGUUGAUGCGAAGUGCAGUAUUGAUUCGAAGCCUGUUGGGAACGUUAAGGCCUGGUGGCGGGUUGGAAAGUGUUGUGCCGAGAUGGCGAGGUAUGAGGAGGCGAAGAACUUUUUGGUCAAGGGGCUUGAGAUGGAGGGCGGUGCUUCUGAGGGGGCGAAGGAGCUGGGUUCGUUGUUGGUUGAUGUUGCUGCGGCUUUGCAGCGGUCCUCUUAG